This is a messenger RNA of Salpingoeca rosetta, 1712 nucleotides long. RefSeq lists its product as uncharacterized. NCBI's taxonomy places the organism in Eukaryota, Choanoflagellata, Craspedida, Salpingoecidae. The record is from RefSeq and is a predicted model, not a curated record. The annotation marks the transcript as partial. Gene Ontology annotation, biological process: protein dephosphorylation; regulation of GTPase activity. Gene Ontology annotation, molecular function: protein tyrosine phosphatase activity. The transcript has 18 exons.
CCACAGGUACAACGACAUUGUCCCCUACGAUGCAAGUCGCGUUGUGCUGCACAAGUGCACACCGGACUACAUCAACGCAAGUCACAUUCAGCAGUUGAUGCCUGGAACACCAAACUUCAUCGCAACACAGGGGCCGACCAAAACAAGUACGCGCGUGUUUUGGGAAAUGGUGGCCGAGUACAACACGGGUGUCAUCGUAAUGGUCACAAACACCAUCGAGGGCUCCCGGAUCAAGUGCGAUCAGUACUGGCCAGACAUCAACGACACCGUCACGUUCGAGCCAGAGAAAGGGUACCCAAAUCGCAUCACCGUCGAACAUGUGGAUGAACAGGACGGAUUCACGUGGAGCGAACGCGUGUUUUCACUUCGCAUCAACGACAACGAACCUCGCAGGGUUGUUCAAUACCACUUCACAGACUGGCCCGACUACGGCACACCGGAGUCGCCGCACGGAUUUGUGCAAUUUGUGCGAACGGCCAUGGCGAUGCAGCAGCGCGUGACGCAAUCUGUCAAGGCCAAAGACCCUCCACUUGUUGUGCACUGCAGCGCGGGUGUUGGGCGAACGGGAACAUUCAUCGCCACAUAUGCGGUGCUGGCGUCACUCCACUACAUGCGACGCGACAAGAAAAUCUCCUGGAACCUCGAGGAUCUUGUGCGCCGGAUGCGAAAGCAACGUGUGGCAAUGGUGCAAAGUGCCGCGCAAUUUGAAUUCAUGUUCAAGGCGACACUCAUCGCUGCUGAUCAGUUCAUGCGCGCCAUUGACCUGACGCCGGAAAACAGCGGCGUUCUGUUGAAGAAGCAGUCAAAGGCAAAGCUGAUCAGGCAACCCUCGAGGAAAGUCGAUCCACCAUCACCCAAGUCCUCCCUUCGCGGCAAAUCCUCGUCAUCCAUGAUGAAGGUUCCUCUGCGAAAACAUUCGCGCAGGGCUCGCCCAGCCAACCGCCAGCCCACGGCGUGGGACCACUUGGUGCAGCUUCUAUCAGAGCCACCGUUGGCCAUUGCAUCCAUUCUCCACCAGUGCGCCACGCGAAAGGACAUUGAGGAAGCAACAGUGUCACUGUUCAAGGUGUUUGCUUCGCAGGGGCUGCUGCUGCCGUUUAUGUGCAAAUUGGCCGAGUGGGACAUCAACAUGUGCGAUGGAGAGCACCUCGUCUUCAGGAAAAACAGCCUGGCGACAAAGUUGUUGACGGCAACGCUCAAGACCUAUGGACAAGGAUUCCUCAAACGUGUUUUGCAGCCGCUCGUGGAUAAAAUGAUGGAGACACCGGACAUGUCCUAUGAAAUCAACCCAGCCAUGGUUGACAAGGCAGACAAUCUGGGCGUGAACCGGAGCAACCUGAAACGUUUGACGGAGAGUUUCUUCAACAACAUCAUGGACUCCAUCAACCGCGUGCCGCUCGCUGUUCAGGUCCUCUGCCAUGGCGUUGCUCGCGCCACCACCAAGAAGUUCCCUGAGGUGAAGUGCACCGCCGUUGGCAGCUGCUUCUUCCUUCGUUUCGUCAUGCCGGCCAUUGUGUCGCCGCGCGCGCACAACAUCGUGGACGGCCCGCUCCCACCACGCGUACAACGCGGCCUUGUGCUCGUCUCGAAGGUUCUUCAAUCCGUUGCGAAUUCCACGCGGUUCUCCGGCUUCAAGGAGGAAUACAUGGAGUGCAUGAACGCAUUCGUGAACCUUGCAUCAACCCGCGGCAUUGAAUUCCUCAACAAGGUGU